CUCCAAUUAGAAAAUCCAACGGCAGCGUUGCGCGACAGAGCCGAGUCUGUUCGGAGCGAACUGAGUGCUCGAACAGAAACAUUUGAAAUCGAGUGUAUCCGUAUCUGUAUCUGUAUCUGUACACUCGUAUAUAUCGAUAUGUGCGGUGUGGUGGUGCGAUUAAAUAAUACUCCGCGAAAGGCCAAACAAAUUACAUAAAGUGGAAAACAACAGAACAGAAAGAACCGAUUUCUGCCGCAACGUGCUGUGUUCAUCGCCGAUUGUUUUCAUUAGUAGCCCAAUUAAUUAGCAAAAAGUCCUUGUUUACAAGCCAAUACAGCUAUACAACACCUACGCAACAGAAACAACAAUAAAAACACAGCAGCAGAAAAAGCAAAACAACAGCGAGACACAACUUUGUCUCGUGUCGUCUCUUUCUCAAAAAUUUUCCUACUGCGUCGCCUACAAUUCGCCAUUGCUGCUGUGUUUCGGGCAAAUUCCGGUCGAAUGCUGCGACAACAUAUACAACGCGAUUAUUACUCAAAUUUAUCUGUGCAGUCGAAGGCAGAAGCUGAGGCAGAAGCAGAAGCGGGAGCUGAGCAACAAAAGCAAGAGUGUGGAAAAUCAAAGUGGCCAAAUAAAUUGAAACAGAUCCGAGAAAUACGCGCGCUUUGUUGUGGUUGUGUGUCGUGAGUCGCAUGUCGUAUGUUGUGUGUGUGUUGUGCUGGCGCUCUUCCUCUUGCUGCGUGUGCCCAUUGGAAUUUGUACCCUGAAUCGCAAUUACAACAUACACAGCCAGCCGUCCCUCUCUCUUCACUCUCUCUCUCUCUCUCUCUCUCUCUCUCUCUCUCUCUCUCUCUCUGUCUCCGUCGCCCCAUUCUACGCACUCGGAGAGUGGAGCUAAGAGAGUACGCAGUGUUGUAACAGUCGAUGCCCGAGCGCGGACACAUUAACGGAGCACAGCAGCAGCAGCAGCUCCAGUCACCAAGCGGGGCCAGCAUCGCAGGGGCAUCCGUCGUCUCUGUCUCGGUGGCAGCCGCCUCCAGCAGCAACAUCAUUGAGCCGCAGCUCAGCAUUGCGGCCACCACAACAACGGCGCCUACAGCGGCUACCAUGCCGGCUAUGGCCAAGGAGAAGGCCUCAGCAGCAGUCUCCUUGGGCGAGUCGAACUACCUGACGGAGCUGGCCGUGGUGGUGGGCAUGGCCACCACAGCGGCGGCGGCCCAGCGGCUGCAGCAGGCGCCCCCGGCCGUCCACGUCUGCGGCUGCGGAUCGGCCUCGGCGGCCGCGGAGAACAACAACAAUAGCCGCUACGGCAGCGGCAACAAGUGUCUGACAAACGGCCACACCUCGCCUCUGGCGGCGGCGGUCGCCAGCAACAGUUCGUCGGUGGCCACCACGCCGCAGUGCAGCAAGUUGUGCUGUCGGCAGCAGUACCAGAUAUUGGAACAUGUCCAAUUUAGCUGCAACAUGCAGCUACAGACGCACCAACUGCAGCAGCAGCAGCAGCCACAUCAGCAUCAGCAGCAGCAGCAACAGAAUCCUGCGGCCAGGCGGUCGCCGAACGACUUCAUCUUCGGACGCUACAUUGGCGAGGGAAGCUUCAGUAUGGUGUACCUGGCGGUGGACAUCCACUCCCGCCGCGAGUAUGCAAUCAAAGUGUGCGAGAAGAGACUGAUCCUGCGCGAACGGAAGCAGGAGUACAUCAAGCGGGAGCGCGAGGUGAUGCACAUGAUGAGCAACGUGCCCGGGUUCGUGACCCUGUCGUGCACGUUCCAGGACCAGCGAUCGCUCUACUUCGUGAUGACCUACGCCCGCAAGGGCGACCUGCUGCCCUACAUUAACCGCGUCGGCUCCUUCGACGUGGCCUGCACGCGGCACUACGCCGCCGAGCUGCUCCUGGCCUGCGAGCACAUGCACCGCCGCAACGUGGUGCACCGCGACCUCAAGCCAGAGAACAUCCUGCUCGACGAGGACAUGCACACUCUCAUCGCCGACUUCGGCUCGGCCAAGGUCAUGACCCCCCGCGAACGGGACGAGGCUGCCGAGCACUGCUCCGAGCAGCGGCGUCAGCACUCCGACGAGGAUGACGAGGACCUCGACCGGGCCGACAACGAGGAGGACGAGUAUUACGACCGCGACUCGGAGGAGUUGGACGAGAACGAUGGCGAGGAGCAGCAGGACGAGUUGGACUCGCCGCGGCACCGCCAGAGGCGCUCUGCCCGUCACAGGGGCAGGCGGAGCAGCUUCGUAGGCACGGCGCAGUACGUCUCCCCGGAGGUGCUCAAAAACGGACCCAUCACUCCGGCGGCUGAUCUGUGGGCACUGGGGUGCAUCAUCUACCAAAUGAUCUCUGGCCUGCCCCCCUUCCGCGGCAGCAACGACUACAUCAUCUUCAAGGAGAUCCUCGACUGCGCCGUGGACUUCCCGCAGGGCUUUGACAAGGACGCCGAGGACCUGGUCCGCAAGCUGCUCAAGAUCGACCCCCGCGACCGUCUGGGCGCCCAGGACGAAUUCGGCUACUAUGAGAGCAUCCGGGCGCACCCAUUCUUCGCCGGAGUCAACUGGCAGACGCUUCGUCAGGAGACCCCGCCGCCCAUCUACCCCUACCUGCCGGGCGUGAGCCAGGACGAGGACAUCCGCUCCAGCUACAGCGUGCCUGGGGACCUGGAGCCAGGUCUGGACGAGCGCCAGAUCUCCCGACUGCUCAGUGCCGAACUGGGCGUGGGCAGCAGCGUGGCCAUGCCCGCCAAGCGCUCCACUGCCAAAAACUCCUUCGACCUGAGCGACGCCGAGAAGCUGCAGCGACUGGAGCAGCAGAAGACUGACAAGUGGCACCACUUCGCCGACGGCGAGGUGAUUCUCAAGAAAGGCUUUGUGAACAAGCGGAAGGGUCUGUUCGCCCGCAAGCGGAUGCUGCUGUUGACUACCGGGCCGCGGCUGAUCUACAUAGAUCCCGUGGCGAUGAUCAAGAAGGGCGAGAUCCCCUGGAGCCCGGAGCUGCGGGCCGAGUACAAGAACUUCAAGAUCUUCUUUGUCCACACGCCAAAUCGCACCUACUACUUGGAUGACCCCGAGGGCUACGCCAUCCACUGGUCAGAGGCCAUUGAAAAUAUGCGCAAGCUCACCUACGGUGAGGGUGCCUCCACCUCCACAUCCACGUCAGCAUCCGUCUCUUCCUCUGCAGCGUCGGCAGCAUCCUGUUCCAGCGGUAGCACCAAUAGCCUGUCUGUCGCCAACUCCUCGGCCGCCGCAUCAAGCAGUUCUCCUACGGCGCGGCGCAGCUCGCCAGUCAGCACGUCAAAGUCUUCAGCAUCAGUUGCGGCGGGCAGCCGGACGACAGGAAGCAGCAGCAGCAGCAGUAGCAGAACAGGGACCUCCCCUAGCAAAAAAACGGCGUCCAAGUGAGCGAGCGCUCGCAGCGGAUGACCCCUAGUUGUAGCAAAGUGAAAUUAAAUUCUAAUUUAGUGGAAAUUUAGUGCAAACAAUAGCGAGGAAGAGCCGGGAAUAGAAUAGGCGCUGGAGAAGUGUAGGAUUAGGAGACUAGGACUAGCAAGUAGCCAUAGGAGUAGGUGAUAAUGCGGAACUAAUGUUCGUGUCUUUAGUGCUAAUUAGAACCCAAUUUAUGUUCAUCAUUUGUGCUUAGGCGAAGAAUACUAAACUAAACUAAUCUAUACGCUAAAGUAACUAGUAACGGCUAAGUAAUUCAAUUCGAACUUAAAUUAAAUAUUUAUAUGAAACAUACAUAAAUACCUAUAUGUAGUCGUAUUUAGCGCGUAGUUAGUCACAAUUUAAAUUAAAUGAAUUUGAACUAGGAUCGGAUCCGGGAGCAGAUAGGAUUUUGGGCUUGGACCGGACCUUCACUGAUUUCAUAAAACGAGGAGAAGUUUAUUUAAUUUGUGAAACAAUAGAAAAAUGGGUGGAACUAUAUAUGAAUAUAUAUAUACGAUGUAUAUACAUUAAUAUGUAUACUUUAUCUCUACGUAUUCUCUGUCUGAGGAAGUUAAGUUUGUGUUUCUGUGUUAAGGCGGCAAAAAUCACGUAUCCAAAUGUAAAUUUUGUAAACAAUGAAACUAUGUAACUAUGUACAAUAUAUAUAUAUAUAUAUGCAUAAAUGUGCGCACGGCAACAGAAACCCUAAGCGGACAGAUUGGCAGGCGAUGUGAGGGGAGUGCUCCUGCCAGCUCGCCCAUCUUCUAGUUAAUUCUAAUCUAAUGCUCUACGCUAAUUGAAAUUGUCGUUAUUCUUUCGUUUUCGUUUUCCAAUUGCCCUAUAAAGAAAUGUAUAAGACUUGAGCUACUCUAAUUGCAACAGCAACCCUAACUAAAAGGCGAAUUCCGAAUUUGAUUUCAUUUUUAUUUGAUAAGAGCCGAGCGCGCGCAGUGGAGGUUCCAGUGGAGUGUCUACACAGGAAGUCUUAUACAGCAGAGUGUAAAUGUAAACCGUAUUUGUAAUAGCUAACCAUUAACAUAAGACAGACUGUUUAAAGGGUAAAGUUUCUAAAACUCAAGCGUAUUAGUUGAAUUCUGUAAACGUCUGAGUUGCGCCUACUACUAUAUCACUACCACCACUAGAUCACUAGAUCCCUAGACCACUAGACCCCUAUCUUUACGUGUUAAGCCAGUGGCGGAGGAGUAUAAAUAGCUAACGGAAGUUGAAAGAAAGCAAAAAAUACAUUUUGUAUAUACAUAUCGCCCCUAGCCGCCCGCGAUCCCCACGAUCGGACAGGGCGGUGGGCGUGAGCUGCAGAAGUCGGUAUAAAUAUAAACUAAUUCUGUUUGUAACUAUUAAGUAAAUUAUUUUUGUUAACCUUAAGUAAGUUAAAUUUACCGCAAGAUUGCAGAAUGCAAGAACACACAUUUACAUAAGUAUACAAUUAAUUAAAUUAAACGCAAAUUACGAUUUAUUAUGGAGAAGAGCCUAUUAUGGAGAGCUUAUAGAUUCUCUCACCUGUAAAAUAAAUAUUUAAAAAAUAGCAUGUAGACAGACAUCAGACACAGAAGGAGCAUAAAGCAACAAAUUUUCACACCGCAUAUUAUAUUAUGCAUAAACAGAGAGCAAAACAAAAAAUUCUAAAUGAACGUAUCACUAAAAGAUCAUUAAAAAAAUUAAAGCAAAAAUACAACAUUUUCCGAAACUA
This is a messenger RNA of Drosophila ananassae, 5119 nucleotides long. It is a transcript of the gene Pdk1, whose product is annotated as 3-phosphoinositide-dependent protein kinase 1. Lineage: Eukaryota; Metazoa; Arthropoda; Insecta; Diptera; Drosophilidae. Gene Ontology annotation, molecular function: ATP binding; protein serine/threonine kinase activity. The coding region runs from base 910 to 3387 and encodes 825 amino acids. Gene Ontology annotation, biological process: intracellular signal transduction; peptidyl-serine phosphorylation. The record is from RefSeq and is a predicted model, not a curated record. The transcript has 6 exons.